GUGCUGUCGCCGGUGUCAAUUUUGCGACCGCCAUAGUUACUUUAGGACAUUUGAAUUACGGAGAUACUUUCGAUGACUAUGGUGGACGACAAAGCGACAGCAAAAGAUUUAGAAUCAUGGAUAGAGCAGUUAAUGGAAUGCAAACAGCUCAGCGAAGCUCAAGUGAAAACACUCUGUGAUAAGGCUAAAGAAAUUCUUAGCAAAGAAUCAAAUGUACAGGAUGUGAAGUGUCCAGUCACAGUUUGUGGAGAUGUGCAUGGCCAGUUUCAUGAUCUCAUGGAACUAUUUAAAAUAGGAGGAAAGUCCCCUGACACCAAUUAUCUAUUCAUGGGGGACUAUGUCGAUAGAGGAUAUUAUUCUGUUGAAACUGUAACCCUUUUAGUAACACUAAAGGUUCGUUUUCCUCAUAGAAUAACCAUUUUACGUGGAAAUCAUGAGAGUCGUCAGAUUACCCAAGUAUAUGGAUUUUAUGAUGAAUGCCUCAGGAAAUAUGGGAAUGCAAAUGUUUGGAAGUACUUCACAGAUUUAUUUGACUACCUGCCUUUGACUGCUUUAGUAGAUUCACAGAUAUUUUGCCUUCAUGGGGGUUUGUCACCUUCCAUUGACACACUGGAUCACAUUAGGGCUCUUGAUCGUAUCCAGGAAGUCCCUCAUGAGGGUCCAAUGUGUGAUUUGUUGUGGAGUGACCCAGACGAUAGGGGUGGCUGGGGUAUUUCACCACGCGGUGCUGGAUACACCUUUGGACAAGAUAUAUCAGAAACUUUUAAUCACACAAACGGCCUGACUCUUAUUGCAAGAGCUCAUCAACUUGUUAUGGAGGGUUACAACUGGUGCCAUGAUAGGAAUGUAGUUACCAUAUUUAGUGCUCCAAACUACUGCUACAGAUGUGGAAAUCAAGCUGCAAUCAUGGAACUCGAUGAUGCCCUUAAGUAUUCCUUCCUUCAGUUUGACCCGGCACCUAGACGAGGAGAGCCCCAUGUCACCCGCAGAACACCUGACUACUUCUUGUGAUGAGAAGUUAUUUUGAGACCUUGUAAAGCUUUCAUGGCAUGUUGUCCCUUUUGGGGGUUUGAUUAGAUGCUUAUUUAGGGAUGCUUCCCAGGGGAACUUAUUGCUUUGGGGGCAAUUUUUUAAGAAAUUUAUUUCAUCGUCUUUUGGAUUAUGUUUACUUGUUUUAAACACAACCUUUCCAGAUGUGAUGUCCUCGUAAUUUCUACAUGCCAUGGAGGGUUAUUCCAAUGGAGGAUUAAGUCAGCUUUGCUUCAAUGUCAUUAAAAAUGUACUUUGUAUAUUGUAUAAAAUCAAUUAUUAUGCAGCGUACAAGAACAUCAGUAUUUUUAAGAGGUCGUGAUGCUUGAAUACAAUCCAGGAAAACUGGCUCCAAUGCACAAAUUCAAGGCUUGCUAGUAAACAUUCUGGAAAAAAAAUCUUGUUUUUCUGUGAAAGUUUUAUCUCAUAGUUCAAAAACUUUUAAGAAGUACCACACAAAGGAACCAGAGUACUCAAGCCAAACAAUGAAAGAUAACGGUUUUUGAUUUUUUAUUUAUAUUUCUGAGGGAGUUUACCAGUGAGCCUUGGCAUGAUGCACUCAGCCUAUUUUUGUGGUUAUCUUACCACAAUGAAUAUGGACCAUGGAAUUUUACUACAUCACCAAAUUCAUUUUACUAAUCAUUUAACAUUUAUUGCUUUUCUGCAUUCAAAUAUGCACGGCCAGAAGAGGAGUGUGCAAAAUGCUGUCCUCAGGACCGCAGCUUAGAUAGGAAUGCAGAUGUGAAAUGUCACCUUCCCUCUUCCUUUUGAAGGACAAGUGGCAUGAGUAUUAACAAACUGUUGAUCCUAAGAUUAAGUCCAGAUGGCUCAUGUGAGACUGAUUCUUACAAAAAAUCAAAGUAAAGGCUUGAUUAUUCUUCACGGUCUGAGUUUUGUUAACUUGUGAUGAGUCUAAUUUUAGCAGCAAUGUUUUCUGGUGGUCGCUGGGUUUGUUUUCAGCAAUGACUAAUCAAGGUUUCUUGUAGUCAUACUCAUCACUAGAUAACACUUCACUUCUGCAGUAUAAAAGGAUGGUUAUCUAAGUAAUUUAACCAAUGAAUGUAACUUUACACUGUCAAUAGUUAAAGAAUUAGUAAAUUAACGUCUCCUUAGUAGUGUAAUUUUAUUUUAGCCAAGGCUAUUAAAAGAUGGCAAUUGAUAAUUGCUUUUUUCAACCUA
Stylophora pistillata is the source of this 2208-nucleotide messenger RNA. RefSeq names its product serine/threonine-protein phosphatase 2A catalytic subunit beta isoform. Gene Ontology annotation, molecular function: protein serine/threonine phosphatase activity. NCBI's taxonomy places the organism in Eukaryota, Metazoa, Cnidaria, Anthozoa, Scleractinia, Pocilloporidae. The record is from RefSeq and is a predicted model, not a curated record.